UUCUAACACGCAAAUCCGCCCAAACACUAGGGCUCAGCAUUCAGCUGUAGCCGAGCUAAGAGGAUCCCAUGGUCCUGCCCCACAGUCUGGGGCUCAUCUUGUGGAGGAGGUCGACGGUUCCCGCCCCGCAAGGGUGCAGGGAAGGGGACGCCCGCACUUCCUAGUGCUCCCUUAGCUGGGGUCGAGCUGAGCGCCCCCCACCGAGCCCCAGGCGGCUCUGUGGAGAAGCCCCUCGGCCCCAGGUUCGGUCUGCACUGCCAGCCCCCAGUCCCCGGCGCACAGGAUCCAGCAGGGCCAGCGAGAAGGCGGGAGAGCUAGGGCCGGGCGGGGAGGGCACCGGCAGGGGGCGCGGGUUCCCAGGACCGAAAAGGCGGAGCCUCCUACGCGCACUACGUGCUCCCUACGCGCAUGCGUCCCGCCCACGCGCAGGCAGCACCUCGCCUGAUUGGGUAGCGCUGCCACGUCCGGGCGGGGAAGAGCGUCGUCGCGUCCGGGUGACGUCUCCCGCGGGCGUCGGCAGGGUCGGCAGAAGUGUCGACGGCAGCGGCGGCGGCGGGUGGGAAAUGGCGGAGUAUCUGGCCUCCAUCUUCGGCACCGAGAAAGACAAAGUCAACUGUUCAUUUUAUUUCAAAAUUGGAGCAUGUCGUCAUGGAGACAGGUGCUCUCGGUUGCACAAUAAACCGACGUUUAGCCAGACCAUCUUGAUUCAAAACAUCUAUCGUAAUCCCCAAAACAGUGCACAGACGGCUGACGGCUCACACUGUGCCGUGAGCGAUGUUGAGAUGCAGGAACACUAUGAUGAAUUUUUUGAGGAGGUUUUUACAGAAAUGGAGGAGAAGUAUGGGGAAGUAGAGGAGAUGAACGUCUGUGACAACCUGGGAGACCACCUGGUGGGGAACGUGUACGUCAAGUUUCGCCGUGAGGAAGAUGCGGAAAAGGCUGUGAUUGACUUGAAUAACCGUUGGUUUAAUGGACAGCCGAUCCACGCCGAGCUGUCACCCGUGACGGACUUCAGAGAAGCCUGCUGCCGUCAGUAUGAGAUGGGAGAAUGCACACGAGGCGGCUUCUGCAACUUCAUGCAUUUGAAGCCCAUUUCCAGAGAGCUGCGGCGGGAGCUGUAUGGGCGCCGUCGCAAGAAGCAUAGAUCAAGAUCCCGAUCCCGGGAGCGUCGUUCUCGGUCUAGAGACCGUGGUCGUGGAGGUGGCGGUGGCGGUGGUGGAGGCGGCGGCGGACGGGAGCGUGACAGGAGGCGGUCGAGAGAUCGUGAAAGAUCUGGGCGAUUCUGAGCCAUGCCAUUUUUACCUUAUGUCUGCUAGAAAGUGUUGUAGUUGAUUGACCAAACCAGUUCAUAAGGGGAAUUUUUUUUAAAAAACAACAAAAAAAAAAACAUACAAAGAUGGGUUUCUGAAUAAAAUUUGUAGUGAUAACAGUA
Symphalangus syndactylus (siamang) is the source of this 1432-nucleotide messenger RNA. It is a transcript of the gene U2AF1, whose product is annotated as U2 small nuclear RNA auxiliary factor 1. NCBI's taxonomy places the organism in Eukaryota, Metazoa, Chordata, Mammalia, Primates, Hylobatidae. Gene Ontology annotation, molecular function: metal ion binding; RNA binding. Gene Ontology annotation, cellular component: U2AF complex. Gene Ontology annotation, biological process: mRNA splicing, via spliceosome. The record is from RefSeq and is a predicted model, not a curated record.